GCACGCCGGCGCCAGCAGAUUCUGGUUUGCGUUUACAUUUGAAGGGGAAAAAGAUGCACAUAUACACGAUGACCUCAAGGAUAUUGCGAAAGUCCCACAAUAUUCUCCCGGGCAAUCAACACUCGCUCGGGCACAUUUGAUCCUCCACGCGGAAGUCAGAUUUUGGCUUGCGUGGACGACAUUCUUGUGGCAUCACGAAAUGAACAGGACGGUGAAAAAGACACAUUGGCUCUGUUGCGACACCUUGCCAAGACAAAAAAAGUGAACAAAGCUAAAUUCGAAUUUUGCGUGACAGAAGUGAAAUAUUGAGGAGGUCAUAUGUUGACGGCAAGCGGUCGUCACGUGGACGCAAUGAGAAAAGAAGCCAUCUUGUCGGCUCCACAACCUGAAACAAAACGACAUGAUGAUGUCUUUGUUGGCGCUGUGCAAUCAGCGUUGCAUCAUUUCAUUUAUGAAACACCAACGACAAAAAUUCAAUGGAAAGAGGAAGGAGAACGAGAACCUCGAACCUUGGCGGGAACAGCAGUGUGGGCGUUACCAAAUGAUGGAGAACCAUUUGAACCGACAGUUGGUUGUCGAAACGGCCACACGGCCUCAGUUUUGUCGCAAAAACAUGGAGCGACGCAAAUAAUGAAGCAAGCACAAAUAAUGACGCGAUCAUAUUUGGUGUAGACAAUAAAUCCAUCCUCCCGAAAGGCUUGUUUAAGUGGGCAGGAAUUAUGAGUCAUGGGCCUUGCCAUGUCUCCACAGGAGGGACGGCGCAGAUGGCGCAACGACACUUUGCUACAUGCGGAUUCCAUCAUUUCUCCAAAACCUUUUGUCCAGCAUUUGUGGCUUGCGCGAAACAUAAUUCACGAGGCAAGUCAGGCCCAAGAGACGGCGAGUUCCACAAGCGCAGUAUCCUUUUCAAGCGGUGCGUAUGGAUUUGAUGGAAUUAACGACAAGGAAGUGACAGUCUCAUCGAAUGCCAGAUGAAUCGCCACCCCUGCGGGACGGCCGAGCUCCCAUCGAACCCGGAGACCGGGACCCGAUCCAAGCCGUCGAACGAAAGUGUCGGUCCGGUCCGGUCCGGUCCACGGCGGGAAGGUCCGUUCCGAGUUUUUUAAAAAACCAAUUCAGGCCCCGAAACCAAUUUGACUGCGCAACACGAACUUUGGUAGACACGCCAAUCACGAGUAGACCCACAAAAAAGCGACAGUGAGUCAACCACGUUGGUUUGGCGCAGACAUUUUUAGGUGAUUUUGGACAUUAUCUGCGCUCCUUUAAAGACGGACUCCUUUUAGAGCAGAGGUGUCAAACUCGAGGCCCGGGGGCCAGAUGCGGCCCGCCACAUCCUUUUAUGUGGCCCGCGAAAGCAAAUCGUGCUCGUCAACUUCCGUGAUAAGAAGCCCAGUCCACAAGGUAAGAGUUUUGACUGAAUUUCUCGGUUGUGAUGAAGGUUUAGUAGGCCCUUCCAACUGGCAGAAAAGUAUAUUGAUACCAACAACUAAGUGAUACAGAAUGUUACUACCAGGUAAAAGCGCUGGCGUGUAAUGGGAGGAUUCUCUGGAACAGCAGAUUGUGGUUCAAACCUGACUGACUGGUUCCCGGGCCGUGAUGAACGGCUGACUGCUUGCCAGGCCUGUUGCGCUUCGCAGGUAUUUAAAGAUCACACACCAUCGCCUCCUCCGUAGUCUUAGACCAGCGUCCUGCAGAGAGACCACGACGGCGCGCAAAGAUGAGCUUCAAUGGCAGCAACUCGGUGUUCAAGAGCGUGGACGUGCACGCGAAGCGCAACAACAGCGAGCAUCACAACGGCGAGCUUCCCGAAGAUCAGCUGACCGUGCGCAGAGGACAGGCCUUCAAGGUCACCUUGAACUUGGCCAAGGCCUUCAAGCACGGCCACGAUUCCCUCGUCCUCAUCGCCUCCACUGGGGGAGAACACGCUUCCGAGGAGAAGGGCACCUCGUGUCGCUUCGGCAUCCCGGACGCGGUCAACCGCCGGGCGUCCGCCAAAGCCCCGUGGCAGGCCGAGCUGGACGCCGGCUCGUCUCCCAGCCGGCCGGUGCUGCUCAUCACGGCCCCUGCGGACGCCCCCGUCGGCAGGUACACCUUGAAGGCCAGCCUGUGGGGAGAGGACAAGAUUGUCGCCACGCUCGUGCUGCUCUUCAACCCCUGGUUCUCCGGAGACUCGGUGUUCUUGCCAAACGAGCAGGAGAGACGAGAGUAUGUGCUGAACGAACAAGGAGUCAUCUACCAAGGAAGUUCCGAUUACAUUGCACCUCUCAGCUGGGACUUUGGACACUUUGAAGACGACAUGGUAGAUAUUUGCCUCCUGAUCCUGGACAAGAGUCUGAAGUACCGAGAGGACCCCAGCAGCGAUCUGGCUUCCCGCAGCGACCCGGUCUACGUGGGCCGCGUGGUCAGCGCCAUGAUCAACAGCCAGGACGAUGGCGGUGUCGUGAUGGGCAACUGGUCGGAUUUCUAUGACGACGGCAUGUCGCCCUUGCACUGGAGCGGUAGCCACGCCAUCCUGUCCAAGUGGAAGAAGAGCAACUGCCUGUCGGUCAAGUAUGGACAAUGCUGGGUGUUUGCCGGCGUCAUGUGUUCAGUGAUGCGUUUGCUGGGCAUUCCCACCCGCGUGAUCACCAACUUCGUGUCGGCCCACGACACAGACGGCAGCCUGACCAUCGAUGUCUACCACGCCGAGACGGAGGCCAACCACAAAGAGUCCAUGGACAGUAUCUGGAACUAUCACGUGUGGGUCGAGUCAUGGAUGAAGCGUCCCGACCUGAAGGCCGACGGCAAAUAUGACGGCUGGCAGGUUUUGGAUGCCACGCCGCAGGAACCCAGCAAGGGCUUGUACCGCUGCGGCCCCGCCUCUUUGGUGGCCAUCUUGAACGGCGAGACCGACCUCGAGUACGACGUCCCGUUCGUCUUCGCUGAGGUCAACGCCGAUUGCAUCGACUGGCUGAUUAAAGAUGACGGCACUGAGGUCGUCCUUAACUCGGACACCAAGCGAGUUGGUAAGCGCAUCUCCACCAAGGCAGUGGGUGAGGACAGGUGGCUCAACAUCACCGGGUCCUACAAACACAAGGAGGGCUCGGAGAUGGAGCGCAACGUGUUCAAGUACGCCAUCAGUGACGACAAAGAGGAUAACGACGACGACUCUGCGGGCGGCGUGCCCGACACCUGGCGCCCGCCGGCCCCCCCGCCGCAGCUCACCAUGCGCUUCGAUGAGGUGUCGGUACCGGAGUACGGCAAGGACGUGCAACUGAGGCUGGUGCUGAGCAGCGAGAGCCGCGUGGAAAGGAAGCUCGGCAUCCGCGUCAACGUGGAAGGGAUGAGGUACAACGGCACCUUUGUCGUCACCAUCCAGUCCGAAGUCAAGGAGGAGACGCUGCAGCCUUUGAGAGAGCUGUCCGUGCCCAUCGUGAUCCCCGUGCGUACGUACUACAGUCACAUGCACCGAGCGGACAGCUUGAAGGUGUCGGCCCUGGUGACGGACAAGAAGCAUCCCGACGAAAUGUACCUCGCCGAGGACGACGUGGUGCUGCGCGACCCCCCCGUCAUCGUCACCGUUUCCAGUUACAUCCGACAGCACCAGUGGGCGUCGGGAGAGGUGGUCUUCAUGAACCCCAUCCAGGAGACCCUGACGGGCAUGACGCUGACCCUGUCGGGAAGCGGCCUCUUGCGGGACGAGUUGGAGUACAGACUUCCCGACUUGUCUCCCAACAGCCGCAUCCGCGUCAAGUUUGAGUUUCUCCCGUACAGAACGGGACUGAAGACGCUGGUGGCCGACAUCCACGCGACCGUUUUUAAAGAUUUCAAGGGUAGAUGCGCAGUCAAUGUCAGACUGUGAAUUGUGCUCUUGUUUUUUCUUGAAAUAUCUGCUACAAAAAAGUACUUUUUGAACCAACGGGUGCUUAAUUUUUUAUUUAUUUUUUUCCAAACAUGAGCAGAACAUUUUCCUGCUUUAGGCUCGCUGCCGUUUUGACAUUUCGUGUUUUUGAACACUCCACGCUAGGCUUGUUGGCUUGUUAAAAAUAUUUGUAUGACUUCACCACAAGAGGGUAGCAGUGAGCCAGUUAACCAUUGAGCAGGUAAUUGAAAUGAGUGCGACGUCGGUAGCUUGGUGCAAUAUGAGCACGACAAAAAAAAAAAAAAAAAAAAGUCCGUAGUUUUACUUUACUUUUACUGUCGUACUUUUUUGCUGUCAAGCAUGUUUUACGCCUGUACCGUAAAUAAAGCAUUGACGAUGGCCACAAUGA
Molecule: messenger RNA, 4250 nt
Organism: Phyllopteryx taeniolatus (common seadragon)
Lineage: Eukaryota; Metazoa; Chordata; Actinopteri; Syngnathiformes; Syngnathidae
Gene: tgm8
Product: transglutaminase 8
Biological process (GO): peptide cross-linking
Molecular function (GO): protein-glutamine gamma-glutamyltransferase activity
Source: RefSeq, a predicted model, not a curated record